Coregonus sp. 'balchen' is the source of this 15461-nucleotide messenger RNA. Lineage: Eukaryota; Metazoa; Chordata; Actinopteri; Salmoniformes; Salmonidae. The record is from the annotation of a GenBank genome assembly.
AUGGGCAACGUGUGUGGCUGUGUGCGGGUCCCCAAGGAGGAAUGUUAUGUGGACCCCACCAAAGCUCCGCUCAGCCCCAAGUCCAAAGAGCUCCGUGGCCGGCGCUACUUUCAAAGGAAGAAGAAGAGGAAAUUGGGGGAGUUUCAGCGGCCGGAAUCACUCCGGAGCCUAGGGGGAGAGAGGGUCCAGAGUGAGGAGGAUAUCCCCAGGAGGGUAGAGCUCCAGCAUGAAGCAGACAUGGGCAUCAGGGAGAGCCAGGUUGGGAUGGAGGGAGCACCGGAAGGGGAGACACCCAGACCCAGGCCAAAUGUUGGGGAGGUCCACAAAGUUCCUCUUGGGAAGAAGUUAGCAUUGCAGUCGAGCCAAAUUUCAGCACACCAGACAGACAGAGAGGCAAAGCUCCAUGGCAUCACCAAGACCUCCAGGAGUAUCGCUCCUAAGGACGGCCUGCUGGAAAAGAAGCUGCCACAUAAGAAGUUGAGGCGGGCAGUGACAUUCGGAGCCGUGGAGCAUAUGGUCCAGACCCUGAGAGGAGACAACGACAGAUCGGGGAACCUAGAAGAGCUCCCCAAAAUCAUAUGGAGCACUCAAGUUCACAAGAGGAGGAGGGCCCACACCUGCUAUUUCGGAAGAGGGUCCCUCUCUCCAGAUUAUCUGGCGUCUUUCCAAGCAUCUGCAAAGUGUACAUCCGCCCAACAAGAGGUAAACCAAGCACAAGCUAUUUAUAGCCAGCCAAUAUGUGUGGACUAAAAUGUAAUGUGCUACUGUAUCAGUAGCCUGCUAUUGUAACAAUGGCCAUAACUACAUAUGAGGACACCGAGUUCCGGACCUCGGUAAUGUUUUCUAAUUUGAAAAACAUUUAAAUAUAUAUUUUGUACCAAUAAAGAAAAAUGGGUCAGCAUGUAAAUAUCGCUCCCAGCGUUGAUCAAAGCUCAGAGCGCAUAUAUUCUUGAUCUGACAGGUCUAAUCUCGUCUGCCUCUUUGCGAACGAGUGGAAUCAGGAAGACUGGUUUGUUCGUUAUGUUUGCCUGCAUCCCCUGGAUUUGUCUCCCGGAUGUGCUUAUUUAGCAGCUCAUUCACCACUCUCUGAAACGGCUAACUCCGCGCUCUCGCAGCACAGGCUGAGCGCCUGAGAUGUGAAACGAGCUACCCCAGCUCACAGUCUGCUCAAGUAGCCAACUAGAGACGCUGCUGACAGUGUGUUUGUGAAAUGCCGGACAAAAGGCAAUUUAAAAACCAUCCUGCGUCGCCUGCCGUGUCUUCAGACAUCCCCAAACAAACAAAAUCCGACUCUCGGAGAAUGAGUGCACAACUGGUAAAUAGUCGCUUAUACUGUAGAUAUGUCAGUCAGUCAGGUGGCUAGAGACUUCUAUUGCAGUAACGUUGAAGGGCUCUGGCUAGUAUUACUUAGCCAGUUAGAAGGAUGAAGUAAGAAGCUAACAUUAAACGGAGCCUACCUCAGCAGCAGCAAAAACUAUGCUACAUAAAAAAUAAGCUACAUAAUACAUUUGCUUUAUAGAGAAUAGGCCACUGAGACAAACAGUGAUGUGGGCAUGUGGCACUCAGUGGUGAGGCUAAGGUAGGCUUCAAUGCAUGCAGGAGGAAGCAGAGGAGACAGAGAGAGAGAGAGAGGAUGCAAGCAGAGAGAAAGGUUAGCACUGUGGUUCCCAAACUUGGGGCCACAGCCCCAUGUGGGGUCCCCUGAUAAAUCUGUAGUAAUCUUGUCAAACAAAAAUAGAUGAUAUGUUUCAAUAUGAACAUCUCCACAUGGCCUAUCUUCCCUAUAGGCCUACAUUAAAAUGCAAUCAACAUGCAAACAAUACAGUUCUAAAAAUGUCAUAGGUUUUUGUUCGUCACUGAUGCUACGUGUCAGUGUGACUCAUUUCUCAUAUUUCCCUCUAUCAGGGUAUAAUAUUACAAUUGUAUAGCUAACAAUGUGUUUGUAGAUGGACAGAGGUGAAUGAAGUUACAGCAACCAAUGUGAUAUUGGCUGUGGUCUUUUUGCUUGUUUUUUGCUGUUCUCCAAAUAGCGGUAAAGCUUGAACUCAUUUACUGCAGGUUCAACCCCAACCCCCCUUCUCCCAUCCCGGACUUCACUAAAACUCAAACCCUGGUUAUGGCCCUGAUGUAACUGUAUAAUACUGUACAGCUGGUGACUUGGUUUGGUUGGUCUUACAUGAUACAGAUGUAGGAUCUUAAUUUGAUCACUGUUUUGUUACUGAGAAUGUUCCUGCACAGCAGGAAACGCAAACUUGUGGAUUUUAGGUUUAAAAAGGCUUCUAAAGUUUGUAAUUUCCACUUUGAAAUUUCAGACUUGAUUUGCCCUAAUGAAAAAAAUAUCAACCCAUACAAAAAUGUCAAUUAAUUAUAAUCCACAUAAUAAUUCACAUAUCCUGUUGCUGCAGGAUUAUUUUCCUGCUGUAGCAAACUGGCUCAAAAUAAGAUCCUACAUCUGUACAGAUGCUUUCGUAUGUUUUCAUUCUUCUGUGAAGUGUUGUUCCAUUGCAGUGGUGUUGCAUGGAGACAGUGUUUGAGUUGAUGUGUGAUUUGGCUUCACGGCACAAUCUUUCCCUAUACUGUACUGGCAGACUGCUAACCGCCAUUUUCUCUCUAAAACCAUUCAGAAGACCACUAUAUUUAUGCAAUGACAUAGUGGAAGAUCCCUUUUGAGUCAAACAGCAGCAUAACUGGCAUCAUCACAUGCUGUGAUGUAGAGCUGUAAUAUACAACACAUGGACACAUAGAUCAUUACAAAGCGCUGUGUAGUUAACUAACUUGUUUCACUGCUAUUCAUUCUCCUCACAAGAUAUUUCACUCAGCAGUGUUUCUUGUGAGCCUCACCUCAGCUCGAGCUUGGCUACUAGGGUUCUAUCAAACCUUGUUUUAUGGAAAAAUGUUUUUUUUUGUGUGUGUAUACAAUGUGUUUGCUGUCAACUUAUUUGAUCUUAGUGAUGUAGUAUACUUCAGUGAUAAACAGCUCGCAUUUGGAGAGUUUAUUUGUUCUUUGAAUCUCCUUGAAAUGUUGAUGUUAUGAUUACUGAAGUCCAUGCAACUUACUUCUCAGACACAGCUUAUGUCAAUGUCUGUGUUUUGCUACUCCAUUUUCCAGCUUUCAGAUUCUAAAGUAAAAUAUCCCAAAGACAAGUUACCAGUUUUCAUUGAAUUUAGACCCACUUGCACUUGAUCACGUAGAAUACGUCAACCAACACAAUAAUGAACAAUCAUAUGUGUCAAAUGUGCCUGUUAAAACCUGGUGGUUAAUCUGAGUAAUCCUGAUAUGCAUACAGCAGCAGUUCUGAGAAAUAUCCCAUAUUCCAUUUGAUGUAAAAAAAAAAAAGAAAGAAAGGGGAAACAGAGAGAAAAUAAGGUAGUUGUCUUUCCCCACUAGCACUGACUGCUAAUAACUACUCUGAGGGAAAAUGUACUUGCUACGACUGUGAUAUGUGGUUGUCUCACCUAGCUAUCUUAAAAUGAAUAUACUAACUGUAAGUCGCUCUGGAUAACAGUGUCUGCUGAAUGACUAAAACGUAAAUGUAAAAACCAAAGGAAGCAGCUUAUCGCGGCAAGACCACUAUUUCCCAUGACGUAAUUCCAAGUAUAGGAAAGUGUAACAACCUUGUGGUCAUGUGGGUCAUUUGAGCAAUUUAUAUGAUCCUUUUAGCAUGCCCCCAAAUCUACUGAACAAGGCUGCUACAAUAUCUCACAUUAUUUCUCUCAACCUUAGUUUCAAUGUCCAUCUUUUCUAGCUCAUCCACCAGAUUGUGAAAGUGUAACUAGGUCAGCAUUGCCUAAGCGAAACAUGAAACAUGACAACACAGCAGGAGUGGUUCAAAGGUCACUUCCUGUUGUCAAGGUCAGAGGUGAUGAUGUUGUUCUUCCAGCUCCAGAUACAUGUAAUUGCUACCUGAUGUCAACUGAGUUGAAGCAACAGGGGAAUGUGUUUGGUUUUAGGUCAUUACACCCUCACUCUUUAACCCGUGCCAACAAAUGCCUUAUUUAUUAGCCAGCUGUAUGUCUACACUGCCAAUUUUACAUUUUACAACCAAAUAUGGAAAUAUGGAGGUGUACUGUAUGUCUUGGAUUUCGUGCAGACAAUUAUCAUGUGUAUUCAUUCAUUCAGCACAUGAUCAUGUGUGUUAGAAAAUUUAGGUUGUUAUUAGUUAUUCUACGUGUGACUCUAGUAAUGCUGUUCCUGACAUCUGAAAAAUGUCCCUGAAGUAUUUUUUGGUCUGUCUCAUCCAUAUGUUUGAUGGUAAUUUAGGUGUUUGAUGGUACAGAUGUAGGAUCUUCAUUUGAUCACCCUGUUGCAGGAGAACUUUCCUUCAAUGCAGGAAAUAUAAAAUGUGUAGUGUAUUUGAGGUUUAAAAAGGCUUCUGAUGUUUCCCUUAUGAAAAAUCUAUCAACCCCUACAAAAAUGUCCAUUAAUUAUAAUAAUUCACAUUUCCUGUUGCUGCAGGAUUAUUUUCCUGCUGUAGCAAACUGGCUCAAAUGAAGAUCCUACACCUGUGCUGUAGGUGUAAUGACACUAACAGCUGUAUUAACUUGUUUGUGUUGUUCCUCUCCAGAUCUCGGAGAUCCAUGUUUGCGGGGAGUCGGAGGACAUGACAGCCAAGGAGCGUCUGCUGAUGUGGUCCCAGCAGAUGACCGAGGGCUACGUCGGCGUACGCUGUGACAACUUCACCACCUCCUGGAGGGACGGGAGGCUGUUCAACGCUAUCAUUCACAAAUACAGGUAACACCAUCAUUCACAAAUACAGGUAACACCAUCAUUCACAAAUACAGGUAACACCAUCAUUCACAAAUACAGGUAACACCAUCAUUCACAAAUACAGGUAACACCAUCAUUCACAAAUACAGGAAACACUUGAGAUACAGAACCUGUAUCUGAAAAAGAGACCCCUGUAUCACCGAUAUUUUUAUUUGAAAAAUAUAUUCCAGCGCAGUGGCCUUCUUGAAUGCUCUACAAUGCUUUUUUAAUGGAUAUUUCAAACAUUUUUCCCGUCAUUAGUCUUUCAUCAGGGUUUAACUGUAAUAUCACCUUAGAAGUAUAUUCCCAGUGUAUAAUAACAACAAUAUACAUAACAACAUAACUAUUUUCCUCCUCUGUUGACUUGCUGAGUCAUGUCUGCGGUUCACCACCACAUUUUGAAUCAUAGACCUCUCUGUUUCCCAUCUUUCCAAUGAGGCAGUACUUAGUGGUUUUGACUACCGGUAGUCAUUAGGGGGCUGUUGGCUUUUCAGUUAGAUAGUAUCGGAUUUCAGUAUGACCCAGUACACUCUACGUCAGUGUUUCCCAACCCUGGUCCUCCAGUACCCCCAACAGUACACGUUGUUGUAACCCUGGUCAAUGUCACAUUAUUAUUUGCAGUCCAAUCAUUCUCAAGUUCAAUGGACACAUAACCAAACACAAGUUAUUGAUGUAUGUGUGGGUCAUGUAGAAUUGUUUUACUUAACCAUUGACCUAUGUUGGGCUGGCCUAACUGUCCUUGUCUCUUGAGCAAAAACAGAUUUAUUUCACUGGAAAGUCUGGGACUGCACUCUGUCCCUAGGCAUUUCCUCUGUAGUUAGCUUACUAUUUACAGGCUUAUUGCAUUAUGUUACAGGCUUAUAUUACAUUAUGUUACAGGCUUAUAUUGCAUUAUGUUACAGGCUUAUAUUAAAUUGUUACAGGCUUAUAUUACAUGAUGUUACAGGCUUAUAUUGCAUUAUUUUACAGGCUUAUAUUACAUUAUGUUACAGGCUUAUAUUACAUUAUGUUACAGGCUUAUAUUGAAUUAUGUUACAGGCUUAUAUUGCAUUAUGUUACAGGCUUAUAUUACAUUAUGUUACAGGCUUAUAUUACAUUAUAUUACAGGAUUAUAUUACAUUAUGUUACAGGCUUAUAUUACAUUAUGUUACAGGCUUAUAUUACAUUUUGUUACAGGCUCAUAUUACAUUUGCUAGUCAUCACACUAAAACUUUCCUCCAAACAAAUAUUUGUGUUCCUUGCUAAUUAAACAAAACUAUUCAAGAAGUAUAGUGUGUGCUGAAACUGCCGAAAUAACCUAAAACAUGACAAUGCAAACCACCCUAAAUGAUUAUUUGCCAAAAUACUACAUUUGUGCCCUGUCUCUUCCAACAUUAUCGCAUAUUAACAUUUCAUAAAACAGAAAGCAGUCGAUCUUAACGAGCUCCCACUGGUAUGUUCUCUUCCAUUGCAGGCCUGACCUGGUGGAUAUGGCCGGAGUGUCGGCCCAGACUAGCCGGUCAAACUUAGAACAGGCCUUUGGUGUGGCUGAACGGCUUGGGGUGGCCAGACUACUGGACCCUGAGGGUGAGUUCUUCUGUUUAUCCACAUGCUCUUCUCUAACGGUUUGUUUGCCACUGCAGGUUAACAUUCUCCAAGCCAUAGACACCUCUCUGCUACGGUAAAUCAGCUGGAAGAAAUGCAAUGCAUUAUUACCAGAGGGAGGAGAUGUCUUCUAAGCACAGCUUUACUUACUGACUGUUAUUUGUUUUAUUAUAUGGACGAUGCUUUACAAAAUGAAAAAGACACAACACGUAGAUGAGAUACAUGAGAUUCAAAUCAAACAUUGUAUUCAUGUCUGAUUAUAAAUACUCCAUUGUAUUCAUGUCUGAUUAUAAAUACUCCAUUGUAUUCAUGUGUGAUUAUAAAUACUCCAUUGUAUCAUGUACCUUACGACGAUCACGUUGUGUAUUGGGUCUUAUUUCACCUUUUCUCACCAGAUGUGGAUGUGCAGACUCCUGAUGAGAAGUCGGUCAUCACAUACGUCUCCACACUGUAUGAUGUCUUCCCUAAAGUACCUGAUGGUGUUGACGGUAUCAAUGCAAAUGUACGUACAUGAUGAACAGAUUAUUGUACGGUGCACUUAAGUGUCCUAUGUGAGUAGAGUUAUGGGAUCGGAUUUCAGUAUGACCCAGUACACUCUACGUCAGUGUUUCCCAACCCUGGUCCUCCAGUACCCCCAACAGUACACAUUGUUGUAGCCCUGGUCAAUGUCACAUGAUUAUUUGCAGUCCAAUCAUUCUCAAGUUCAAUGGACACAUAACCAAACACAAGUUUGGUUAUGUGUCCAUCAGGGAUGUAGGUCAGUUGGUAGAGCAUGGCGUUUGCAACGCCAGGGUUGUGGGUUCGAUUCCAGUAUGAAAAAUAAUAAUAAUAAUAAUGUAUCCACUCACUAACUGUAAGUCGCUCUGGAUAAGAGCGUCUGCUAAAUGACUAAAAUGUAAAUGUAGUUAGAAAAUAGUUUUAUAUUUCAAAUACUGUAUGAUGAAGGCAAAAUACACAUCUCAAUACAAAGCAACAAUUUCCUAUUGUCAUCAUGGGUUGACUUGUAUCUUUGUAGCCAUUGACUGCGGUCUAUGCUGUCCUCUUGAAAGCAAAACCAGUACAAUGUGCUUUUAUGAAUUUGAUUAUCACCAUGGGACUUCACCAUGGUUAAAUCAACCACUGCAUGUACAGUAUAUUUCACACUUACAUCCUUUGAACUCACACCAGUUAUACAUCUUUUGGCAUGACUUUGGCAUACAUUCUUGACUUUAUUCUUGACUUGGUUCUCGACUGCGAUUCUAAACUUGAUUCUUGGCUGUGAUUGGGCACGGAUGUUAUAUGCACAUAUGCAUUCCAUUGCAUCACUCAUAUGUCUAAGAGAAGGCAUUUUAUUCCGUCUGGCUUUGUUGAGGCAAAUAAGUCUGGAAGCCUGAGAUGGAUGCUUAAAGGGAAUAUUUAAGUGCUGGAACCCCUCCCAGAACAUUGUGUAAAUGUUGUUUAGAGGCUAUGGAAGAAUGCUAAACUGUGAGUACUCUAGUAACCACAGUAAAGAACCUUAACUAGAGAUGUAGGAUCUUAAUUUGACCCAGUUUGCUACUGCAGGAAAAUAAUCCUGCAGCCACAGUAAAUGUGAAUUAUUAUGUGGAUUAUAAUUAAUGGACAUUUUUGUAGGGGUUGAUACAUUUUUCCUAAGCGAAAAUCAGAUCAAAAAUUUCAAAGUAGAAAUAAAAAAUGUCAGAAGCAUUUUUAAACCUCAAAUUCACUACAAGUUUUAAAUUUCCUGCGUUGCAGGAAAGUUCUCCUGCAACAGGUUUAUCAAAUUAUGUUCCUACAUCUGUACUUCUUGUUGUAGAUUAGUUUGUAUAGUACGAAAUAUUCAAAGCAAUAUUAUGACAAGCUGUUGUUUUGCACAUUGUACAAUGCCAAUAUUUGCAGAUGCCCUAUAGCUCUAACAUGUAUUGCUUGAACGACACAAUACGCUCUACACCAAGAACUUGGUCCAUUUAGAAAAUGCACCCAUCCCUGCAUGAGCCAAUGUAAGGAUGAAAACUGAUAUGUUUAAUAAUCCGAUUUUCUUCUUGACAGGAUGUUGAUAUAAAAUGGGUAGAGUACCAGAACAUGGUGAAUUAUCUGAGCCAGUGGCUCAAACACAACGUGGCAGUGAUGUCAGACAGAGCGUUCCCUAACAACCCAGUGGAACUCAAGGUAAAGCAAAAAAAUACAAUUUGAUUACAGAUCAAAUGCAGCUUGAAUUUUCAGCCAUACUGAAUGGUAGAACUAGCCCUAGUUUGAUCAAGAAUUUACCUCCAAAUAGCAUCCAAUGUCUGGUGUGUUUGUCUGGUUGGUUUUCAGUUAGCUGGAUAUCAGUUUAUAGUGCUUGGCCCUGAAAGCCUGAGGCGAAGUACCCAAGCUCUCUGAGGCUUCAAAUAGCCAAUAAGUAGCGUCCCUCUCAUGUUAAUGAAAUAUUAAAGCGAUAUUGACGGGUAUCAGAGAGCUUCUCCGUUUACUUCAAAUAGUCCACAGCUGCUAAGACGACAGGAGCUCUGUGUGGUACAGCCAUUUCAAAGCAGACGAGUGUGAGUAUACACACUGAGAUUAGAUGAAUAUGUAAUAGCAUAGACAAAAUGUAUUGAUUCUAUAUUUCUUAGAUAUUUUGCUAUGUUAACAUUGAACAAAAUUAUUAUUAUUAUUUUUUUUUACAGGCACUUUAUACACAGUACUUGCAGUUUAAAGAGAAUGAAAUCCCGCUGAAAGAAACUGAGAAGAGCAAAAUCAAGCAUCUUUACAAAAUGCUCGAGGUAUGCUACCGCGACAUACACUCGGUUGUUCUUUAGUGCCUGUAAACUCUUUCUGAACCAACAAACUACAAUGAACUUCACUAAGAUGUUGCUGUGCGUGUGUUGGGGUACAGGUGUGGAUCGAGUUUGGUCGUAUCCAGCUACCUCAGGGAUAUCACCCCAACGAUGUGGAGAAGGAAUGGGGCAAACUGAUCGUGGCCAUGCUGGAGAGAGAGAAGAGCCUGAGGCCUGAGGUGGACAGGUAUGAAGGAUCAUCCUUCUCAUACUGCAGGAGCACCACACACUGCUGUGAUUUAUAAUACCGAUCCCAUACUUACAUGAUAGCAAUAAGUCAGAGCUAACUAAGAUUGAAGAUUUGAACCGAUUGCAAUGACUAUGCCAAAAGGUAUUUAAUGAUUGGUUUCAGGGUCAGUGGUGAGUGCUCUUGAUUUAAGACACCCUUUUUUAUUAUUAGACUUUAGUGUCAUAUUUCUGUUUAAGGAUGUGCAGUAAUUGGAUUAUUCUGAGGUUCAUUAAAUUACAUAGUCUUUACACUUUUACAUGUUGUGGUCUGUGGUUUGGUGAACUGCUGAGUUCUUCAAACUGAGGUGUUGUAAAAUCAUGCGUCUUUCUCGUAUCUCUUUAUAUCUAAAACACACUGUCCAUGUCUCUUGUCAGGUUUGUAGGCAUUACUUGUGGUGUGAGUCCAUGCCUAUCGGUUUAAGCUAUUCAGUGAUGUUUUUUUAGGUACUUUUGAUUUUAAGUGCUGAUGGUGGGUGUGCCCAUAAUUUUUUGUCAACAUCAGUUUGCUUAUGAGCUGACAUUCUGACACAGUCACAGGCAACUCUUGUACUCUUACCAUGUCAUCAUGCAUCUAUCAUUCUUGGACUGCAGGUACUAUUUAUGUUGGAAAUCACCUGGCUUGUUGAUAUCAGGUAAUGUUGUGUGAUAUUAUGUAGAUAAUGAUUGUCUAUGCAGACCAAUAGAGGCCCAGUAGUAAGUGCCACACCCCCUGUUAAAGAGAAAAGGAAUGUCUGCAUCUCUGGUUCCCAUGGUGAUCUAAUCAGACACACAAAAAAGAUGACUCCUGUUACCAUCAACUGUUACUGUCUGAACCUGUAAUGGAUUGUGCAAAUGAUACCAUGAGGUUCUGUGGCCUAGGGCAACAUAUUCUUUAAGGGUGGGUUCCUGAACGUGAGGACAAGUACAGGCCUAUAAAAGAGGGGAGACGAAAACCCUCUGUGCCAGUUGGACCUGUGUGUGUGUGUCGCAUAUCGUUGGGGCUGAGUCUGUGCUGGAGUUCCUGUCUUAGAUGGAAGAGAAAUUAGCUAGUUAGUGUGAUUCUCUGAGUGGCUCGGUAUAGUCCUAUAGUCUUCCACCAUGCACAGCAACAUGGCAUACAACAUGGGAUACAGCAGUGUCUCAUCAGUUAGCAACAGCACUCUGACCAGCCUGGGUUCCUCUGAGAACCUCUCAGGACCAGCCAUGGAGCCACUGCUCUCCAGCACCCCAGCCUUUCCAGUGUUUCUCAAUAACAAUUCUUUCUAUGGACCAAGGUGAGGUUAACCAUUAGAAGUCAGGGCUGUCAGAGUUUUCUUGUUGUUGAUUUUUUUCUGCAGAGGCGAUUUUCAAAUGGAACUCUGAUGGCACUGCAUUGCCACAUCUGUUUUGUUUAUGUGGUAAAAUUACUUCUGUACAAUAUUUAUGUAAAUUGACUUGUCUUUUAGGCUUGAAAUGUUGCAGCAGAUUGCCACCAGGGUCCAGCGGGACUGUGUCACAGGAGAGGACAAACUAGCAUUAGCAAGAGCAGCUCUGCAGUCUGUAAGUACCACAUUGGAACAGCAUGUUUACCACACAACCUCAGAAUACUCCAGGUCCUGCUUUUACUUAUGUUUAUUUGUUGAGGCAAAUUUUGUGUGUCUUUAUUUUUUAAUAUCAUUAUUGUUAUUGAACUUUGUAAUAGAAAAGUAAAUGACCCAAAAAAAAUUCUCAGGAUGCUAAGAGGUUAGAGUCUGGGGUCCAGUUCCAGAAUGAGGCAGAGACUGCUGGGCACCUUCUGGAAUGUGAAAACCUGCUGAGACAGCAGGUGGUGGAUAUCCAGAUUCUACUGGACGGGAAGUACUACUACUCUGAUCAGCUUGUUCAAAGGUACAAACUCACUGCUUUCUUAGAAAUUAAGGAAACAUUUGUUGUGAAAUGUUGAUUGUAACAUAGUGUAGGGAAUUUCAACAACAAAACAUUCUGAAUGAUAAGCACCUCAUGUAAACUGAUAAAUGAUAAAUCAUGAACUAUAUUAAUAAACAUGUCAUUGUGUGUUGUGUAACUUUUGUGUAUGAUCUAGGGUAUCCAAGCUUCGUGACGACCUGCUGGGCCUGAGGGCAGAGUGUUCCUCUGUGUACAGCCAAGGACGCACCCUGACAACCGAACAGACCAAGAUGAUGAUCUCAGGCAUCACUCAGAGUCUUAACUCAGGCUUCUCCUCCUCGAACCUCAAUUCCAGCCUCACCCCAGCCCUCACCCCUGGAGGCCUGGGAACCCCCGGUUCCACCUUCACCUCCAUCCUGACCCCGGGCCUCACCCCUGCCCUGAGCCCCGCCUUGACCCCCGGCGGCAUGCAGCCCGGCUCGGUGCAGGCCUACAUGGGGGGCGGAGGUAUGGACCCGGGGGACCUCCAGCACCUCAAACAAAUGCAGAUCCGCAAGCCCCUGGGCAAGUCCUCACUAGUGGACCCCAACAUGACCGAGGAUGAGGUCAACAUGAACUUUGUGCAGGACCUGAUCAACUGGGUGGAGGAGAUGCAGGUGAGGACAUAGCGAAGCUCCGGUGUCAGCUGUCGAUUUUAUUUAUUUUUCCUUAUUUAUACAGGUUGUCUCAUUGAGAUUAAAAUAUAUGUUUUACAAGAGACCUGUUCACUAUAAUGUUAGUAUAAUUCUGUACAUUUUGAUAUUUGUGAUUUAGACAUUUGAGACCAAUUCUGAAUAGUUUUGUCUUCCUUUGAAGGUGCAGUUGGAUCGUGGAGAUUGGGGGUCCGAUUUGCCAAGUGUGGAAACACAUUUAGAGAACCACAAAGAGGUUCACAGAACCAUCGAAGAAUUUCAAAUGAGCCUUAAAGAAGCCAAACUUAGUGAGGUAUGUACAAGCAACUGUCAGCCUAUUCUGAUAUUCUAGUCUGGAAAAAACUUCAAAAUAUCUCUGUGCAUCACAUUCAAUUGUUUUGUUUUGAGUGUAAACUCCUUAAUGCUGCAAGGUUUUUAAAUGGCAACGAAUAUAAACAUAUGGUAUGUCUCUUUAUCUCAGAUUCAGAUGACCCAAAAACUAGGUUAUUCUGAGAAACUGGACAAAUUAGAAACCCAGUAUGGGAAGUUACUGGUAAGUAUCCUGUUAAAAUCCUUGGCACUCCUAGGUAACAAAAUAAUCCCUUCACUGCUUUGUUGAAUACCACAUGGAGAUUCUAUUUCCCAUGGUUCUGUGCUUCUGUAGAACUGUUCGCGGGAGCGUCAGAAGAACCUGGAGAGCCUCCAUGACUUUGUGUCGCGAGCCACCAUGGAACUCAUCUGGCUCAAUGAGAAAGAGGAGGAGGAGGUCGCCUUCGACUGGAGCGAUCGCAACGGCAACAUCUCCAAGAAGACAGAGUACCACGCUGUGAGUCCCUCCACUGUUCAGCUCAUUGUAUUUCUAUUUUGUUAAUAGAAUAUUUGGCUAUUCGGGCACAUCUGAGCAUAACUCAGUUCAUAUUCAUUAUUGUAGAUAUUUUAGAAUGAGUUGAAUAUUAUAAACGGUUAAGUGAAACCGUAGAGCUAUUCAUUAAUGGCAUGGAUCCACCAUUGGCAUGUAUAGCCUUUCCACAAGGAAGUGGGUUUGACUCUCUAGACCUAAGGGACCUUGAGGUGAUCAUAUCUCCUAGGGUGAUGUGUUUUCUCAUGUUUCGCAUAGGUGGAAAGGAAUUACAGGGGCUUGUUUUGGGCUUACAGCAUACCAUUAGAAAAUACCACUGGGAGUCUAUAUUACUGACGUUCUAUUCAGCUUGAUUCAGUUAAUCAGUUUGACAUCUCUCCAAACUACUUUAUUUCCAGCUGGCAUUUAGAAAUGCAUGUACGUGCUCCUGCAAAUCAUGGUGUUAGUAGAGGGGAGGGGAUUGUUCUCAGGCCAUGUUUGGAUUCCGUGGAUGCAGUGUGAUGUCUCUGUCUCUCUGUCUCUCUGUCUCUCUGUCUCUCUCUCUCUCUCUCUCUCUCUCUCUCUCUCUCUCUCUCUCUCUCUCUCUCUCUCUCUCUCUCUCUCUCUCUCUCUCUCUCUCUCUCGUUAGGAUCUGAUGAGAGAGUUGGAUGAAAAGGAGGAGGUGAUCAAGUCUGUACAGGACAGGGCAGAGAACCUUCUGCAGGAGAACCACCCUGCCAGGUUAACUAUUGAAGUAAGCCCUGUCUGUGUUUACAGAUGUCACAUAACCACUCCAGAACCAUGUGAUAUAAACUCCUUUUAUGAUAAAUCCGUUAGAUUGUAAUUGUCAGAUAAUGUGGUAAUUUGUCCAUUAAAAUAUAAAUAUUAUUACUAAUUUUCAGCUAUCAAAACCGGCAUAAGUGCUCAAUAAUAUUGUAUAUUUCAAUUGCUUCACUAACCUGUUCCAACAAGAACAAUUAUACAGUAUUUUUAAUUCUAACAUAUUUAUGUGUGGAAUACUCCAGGCAUACAAAGCAGCCAUGCAGACCCAGUGGAGUUGGAUCCUACAGCUCUGCUCUUGUGUGGAGCAGCACCUCAAAGACAACACAGUCUAUUUUGAGGUGAGUUAGUUAUCUGCUUUCCUCAAACAAAUGGAUGGAGGCCUGCUAGUUGCAAAAAGCUCAUCUGAUCAUCUUUUUCCCUUCCAUAUAGUUUUUCAAUGAUGCCAAAGAGUCCACGGAUUAUCUGAAGAGCCUACAAGGUGACAUCCAAAGAAAGUAUGGCUGUGAUCGGACAAGCAGCGUACACAAGCUGGAGGAUCACAUUCAGGAGUCCAUGGUAAGCUGGCAAAUAAAAACUGGUUGGUACACAAUCAUUAGCCACAUUCCCAAACUAUGUUGUUAAAUGAGACGCAUGGAUCAAUCUCGUGGACUGACAUGGUCAGAAAUCCAAAUAUGGUUCCAAAUGAAUACCCUACCAUUAAAGAUGAACUAACUAUCCCUGUGAGAGCUGGUGUGGUAUCGUAAUCCCCCUGUGUUUGACUGGUGCUGGAACAGGAUGAGAAGGAACAGCUCCUCCAGUACCGCAGCACAGUGGCUGGGUUGGUGGGCAAGGCCAAGGCCAUCGUCCAGCUCAAGCCUAGGAACCCAGAUACCCCUGUCAGGUCUUCCAUACCCGUCAAAGCCAUCUGUGACUACCGACAAAUAGAGGUGCUAUGUCUCUUUUUAAAGAUAUUUAAUACUGUUCUUUUUCGGUCUAUUCAAGUAGUUCAUCACAAGUCACAUACUUUGAGUCUUCACACUUAUAUUCUGUAGUAACAAGAUGUGCAUUGAUCUCUAAGGAAUGUUUAUAGCCAUGUUAAAUCGAGGUAGAUGUAUUUAGAUAGCAGAUCAAAAGUUUGAUACUUUGAGUUGAUUUGGAUAGAUUUCAGAGUGAAAUGGUAGAGUCGUUUUGAUUUGUCAUGUCUCACUUCGUCUCUCCUAGAUCACCAUCUAUAAAGAUGACGAGUGUGUCCUGGCCAGUAACUCUCACCGGGCCAAGUGGAAGGUGAUCAGUCCGUCUGGGAACGAGGCCAUGGUACCCUCUGUCUGCUUCACCGUGCCUCCACCCAACAAGGAGGCUGUGGACCAGGCCAGCAGAAUUGAGCAGCUGUACCAGAAUGUCCUGGCUCUGUGGCACCACUCCCACAUCAAAAUGAAGAGCGUGGUCUCCUGGCACUACCUAAUGGCUGACGUCAGAGCCAUCCGCAACUGGAACGUUUCCUCAGUACGUUAAUGCUUAUCUACUUAAUCUACUUCUCAAGAUAAGUCCCCAUUAGCAACACUUAAACCCUAGUAUUACAGUGAUAGAGGUAUAAUUACGUGUCAUCGUCUCAUUUAGGUCUUCACAGAAAAGAUAAUUACUGUUAUUGAGCCUAAUGUUUCCCAUAUUCACCAACAUUACCUGCAAUUUCAUCAUUAUAUUGCAGUUUGUGCUGGCUGUACCUUUUCAGAGAACAUUUCUAUAAGGUUUCAAGGUGUGGGUCUGUCUCAUGUGUUUUCCCCUGUUCUCCCCAGAUUAAGACCAUGUUGCCAGGCGAGCACCAGCAGGUCCUUAGCAACCUGCAGUCCCACUUUGAGGACUUCCUGGAGGACAGCAAGGAGUCAGAGGUGUUCACUGUGGCAGACUGUUCCCAGCUAGAGAGAGAGGUGCUGGCCUGCAAGGACUACUACGAGGAGCUGCUCAAGUCUGCAGAGAGAGGCAAGGCUAAGCAAAGAUAG